This is a messenger RNA of Eremomyces bilateralis CBS 781.70, 531 nucleotides long. RefSeq lists its product as uncharacterized. Gene Ontology annotation, cellular component: kinesin complex; cytoplasm; membrane-bounded organelle. The record is from RefSeq and is a predicted model, not a curated record. The transcript has a single exon. Lineage: Eukaryota; Fungi; Ascomycota; Dothideomycetes; Eremomycetales; Eremomycetaceae. Gene Ontology annotation, molecular function: kinesin binding. Gene Ontology annotation, biological process: microtubule-based movement. Bases 1 to 531 code for a protein of 176 amino acids.
AUGGCGAGCCCUUUUCUUUACCAAGUCCUCAUUCCUUCUGGCGCCCUCGGCCGGUCCGAUCUCGAUACCCUGCAGGCGUACUCUCUCAUAACAGCGACGGCGGAGAAGCUUCACCGGCGAGCGCUGGAAGGGAGGGAGAAGGAGCUUGGAAUGGACCAUCCUGAUACACUAACUUCCGUCUACUGCCUUGCCUAUCUUUUACACAAGCGCAGCCGAUAUAAGGAGGCGUCCGAGCUCUACCAGAGAGCAUCCAACGGCUACAAGCAGAAGCUCGGUUCUCAGCACCCGACAACUAUUGCGUGUCUGAAUCACUUUACAGCUAUGCAACAAGAGGCAAAGGAGAAAAGACAAGGACCAAGCAGGACAGCAGUUGACAAUGAUAAUGAGGAGCUUAGAGAGAUACCCACCGAGGGUGCUAGUACUCUGCGUAGCAGCGAGGCUAUGCCUGAGCAAGCCAGCAGCGGCUUGAAGAGCAAAAGAGGCUCAUUUUACAUGCGCUUUAAAGGGAGGAUGCAUAGAAAAGAUCUAUAG